AUGUCGGGGGUGGAGGUGAUUGCAGUCGUAGCCUGCGUAGCAGCCGUCGUAUCGGCCUACAACGAUGGCAGCCGCAUGUUCACAGCAAUCCGCAAAAAAUGGCACGAGCGCCGCCGCCAACCCGACCAGUCGACUCGGGAUCUGGAAUGGUCACUCGCACGAGGCCACCACGAGAUCCUAUCUCAGUAUAAUAGACACCACCAAGAACUAGGUCGACUAUACGCAGAAGGCGACUCGAUCGCUCGCGAACAGAUGAAGGAUAUCAUUAUCACACUUCAAGGUGCAUUGCUGAGACAUCUCCGCGAAGCACAGGAGCAAGGCUCCAGCUUAGAUCUGAUGGCGCUACAGAUGGAGUCUGAGCAAGGCCGUGUUCGGACCCUCGUUAUUCUGGGUGAUCUUUACCAGCGACUGGCAAGGGCGUCGCCUAUUCCGCCUACCCUCUCGAUGACUUUUGAUCCUACGUAUGUGAGAAGUCAGUACAUGUAUGGGGCCUACCUUCCUAAUGACCCGGACCGAUUCUCGCCAUCCCCUACCCGGGAGCCGAUGUAUCUGUCUGGUGGGUAUCCAGUUUCAUCGGGGGCGUUCCUGCUCGAGGGGUUGUCUGCGUCGCCUACAGAUACGCUGGGUGCGUCUGGCAUUUUCGAGACGAGUCCAUCAUCUCGGAGACGAUCGUCGGGGUUCGGGUCGGCUGUUAGUAGCAUGGGAAGUAUGUUCUCUCGAUCUCCGCGCGGGAGCAGGUCUUCUUUCCCAUCCUCUGCACCUGAGCCUGGGUUCCUUGCCCAGCCAGGCUUCUGCCACACCGUCUCGCCAUCAACACCAGAGCCAGUAGCAGAAUUGCCAGUACCGGAAACACCAGUGCGGUCACCACGAAGACCCAACCUCCGCCUAAGCCCAGUCGAAGAUGACAAUCUUUGGGGAGAACAAUGGAAACGCGAAAUAGCAGAUUCAGACGACGACGAAAUCAGCGAUACAUACCAUCCCCAGCUCAAAGACGAACCACCAAACCAUCACCUAUCCCCAAUAACCGCAAACAUAAUAUCAAUGCACCCACGCCGCCAAUCCCUCCCACCCCCAUCAAUAGCCUCAACAGACUCAACCCCCUCAAACCCCUCGACAACCUCAACCUCCUCACAUACAACCCUCUCCCCAGCCCCCUCCUCCCAACCCACCGGCCCAAAAUGGUCCCCAAGCAAAACAAACAACUACCUCGGCUUUUGCAAAGGCGCCUGGAAAGUGCACACAGGCUUCCGCGGCUUCAAAAUCCACACAGAACCUGGAAGUGGCUACUACACGCAGGUGUCCUGGCUGCGCUGCGUGAAAUGCGCCUUUGAAGGUCCCAUGGCUGCCAAGUGCAGUAGCACUAACCCGCAAUUCGACGAUUCCACUCUGGCUUGGUGGCUUCUUCAUUUCUCGGACUUUUUCCCUCCUCUCCUCUCACCCUCUAUACACCCCCUCCCUCCGUCCCGAGGACCGCGUUAUGCCAUGAGGCUGUCACUACGCAUCGGUGCGGCUCUCGCCCUCAUCAUUAUUACCCUUGUGCUCGUCAACCGCAGUUUAAAGCCCGAAGCUCAAUCCCUCAAAGAUCUAUGGCGAUUCGAUACCGCCGCAUUCCGGACAGCCCUAAAGCCCAAACAGCCCGAAGAAGACCCAUCGGCUCGCCGGAAAUGGCGGGUCGCGUCGGAUAACAAGCCUGCUUUGGUCUACCAGACCACCCAGAUCGAGGUGCCGAAUCAGGGUGCCUUGGUCAUGGCCAAGUUGAAGGCCGAGGACACAUCAUGGGCCUCAGGCGAAUUGUCAGAAUGGCGCAGCGUUAUCUAUACCGUCGACGAUACAAAUGCCCCGAUACAUACCCCCAAGAACAAGGGCAAGGAGUCUCUCGCCUACCUCCAAUACCUAGUUGACCACUACGACGACCUUCCUGAGACAGUUGUCUUCCUCCACGCCCACCGCGACGGUCUCCCCGCCGGAUGGCACAUUGAUACCAUGGAGUAUAGCAAUGUGGAUUCGGUUCGCGCGUUGCAGAGAGAGUUUGUUCAGCAACAAGGAUUCGUCAACUUGCGAUGCCAAUUGUCACCUGGAUGCCCCGAUGCUAUCCAGCCCUUCCGCCAACCCCCGAAGUACGAGAACCCCGGUGAACAAUAUUACGCGACAGCCUGGAAGUCGUUGUUCCCCAACGAGAAGAUUCCUGAACAGAUCGCCGCGCCAUGCUGUUCCCAGUUCGCUGUUUCCCGCGGCCAGAUCCUCCAACGCCCUCGUUCCGACUACCAGCGCAUGUACGACUGGGUCAUGAACAACGACCUGCCAGAUGACGCGACCGCCAACAUUAUGGAAUACACUUGGCACAUUAUUUUCGGCAGAGAUCCAGUCUUCUGCCCCGACCUCUUCCAAUGCUACGGUGACGUCUACGGCGAGGAAGUCGUUUGGUAA
Messenger RNA from Penicillium arizonense, 2427 nucleotides. Its product is annotated as DUF3431 domain-containing protein. The transcript has 5 exons. NCBI's taxonomy places the organism in Eukaryota, Fungi, Ascomycota, Eurotiomycetes, Eurotiales, Aspergillaceae. Bases 1 to 2427 code for a protein of 808 amino acids. The record is from RefSeq and is a predicted model, not a curated record.